This is a messenger RNA of Sphaeramia orbicularis (orbiculate cardinalfish), 2593 nucleotides long. It is a transcript of the gene hyal2a, whose product is annotated as hyaluronidase 2a. Bases 510 to 1919 code for a protein of 469 amino acids. The transcript has 4 exons. Gene Ontology annotation, cellular component: cytoplasmic vesicle. Lineage: Eukaryota; Metazoa; Chordata; Actinopteri; Kurtiformes; Apogonidae. Gene Ontology annotation, biological process: carbohydrate metabolic process; hyaluronan catabolic process. The record is from RefSeq and is a predicted model, not a curated record. Gene Ontology annotation, molecular function: hyalurononglucosaminidase activity; hyaluronoglucuronidase activity.
CUCUUGGACGGAUUCAUUCAAGGACACUGGGAGGAUGGACGCGUGUUUGGAGACAUGAAACCACUAAAUCCAGAUCUGAGUCCUCUGGAUACCGAAGAUGUAGGUACAAGUAGAGAUGAAAAGAGUUGGUGUAGGUUUUUGGAUAGGGUUCGGGUCUUGGGAUGUCCGGUUUUUGUCGCCACUCCCCCUCCUGGUCCCACUCUGAAUGGAACAUCCUGGACUGGUCUGGGUCUAAGGAAGGCGAGUUUCAACUGACAACAUCGCAGGGGGUAAGUCCGCUUCUCCGCACUUGAGCGCACUUUUACGGGCACAUAUCAGAUUCGCAUGCCGUUGUAAAUUCCCCUCGUCUUUAUUUCUUUCCUCUAGAACAAUGUUGGGCUUGAGUUUUUGCAGUUUGUUUUGAGACAGCGCGACUUGAAGUAGCAGGCUUCUGUUUUUUUGGGAAUGCUUCUCCAGUCAGCCAGGAAAGAGCAGAGAGUGACAGUCCUUGUCAAUUCACAUCUGAAGACAUGUACUGGACUCUGUCUGACUGGAAAGUUCUGCUGCUGACUGUACUCUUGUGGGACCGCCUUUGUGCCUUGGGGCUGAAACCCACGAGAUGGCCAUUGUAUUCCCAAAAGCCUUUGCUUCUCGCUUGGAAUGCCCCAACUGAGGACUGUGCCCCCCGUCAUGGUAUUCACUUUCAGCUGGACCAGUUCCAGAUCGUGGCCUCACCCAAUGAGGCCUUUUUUAGACAGAACCUCACCAUCUUCUACAAGGACCGCUUGGGCUUGUACCCUUACAUUGAGUUGGAUGAAACAACCGUGAACGGGGGUCUGCCCCAGUUGGCCAGCCUCACACAGCACCUGGAGAAGAUGCCAGAGGGUGUGCAGAGGUACAUCCGAGAACCUGAGGCUAAAGGUCUGGCUGUUAUUGACUGGGAGGAAUGGCGCCCACUCUGGGUACGAAACUGGGAAGUCAAGGAUGUUUAUCGCAGACAUUCUCGUAAGUUAGUGAGUCAGAAAAACCCAAAUUGGCCUCCAGAGCAGGUAGCAAAGGUAGCUCAGCAGGAAUUUGAGAUGUCUGCCAGGAAGUUCAUGUUAGAGACACUGAAGCUGGCCAAAAGCCUGAGGCCCAACCAGCUGUGGGGGUUCUACCUGUUCCCUGACUGUUACAACCACGACUACAGGCGCACGCUGGAGAACUACACCGGCCGCUGUCCGGAUGUGGAAGUGGCUCGCAAUGAGAAGCUGAAAUGGUUGUGGGCUGAGAGCACGGCCCUGUUCCCCUCCAUCUACAUGGGCACCGUGCUGCGGUCCUCCACCUCCGGACGCCAGUUUGUCCGGAACCGCGUGAAGGAGGGGAUGCGUUUGGCUUCGUCAGGCGAUGGGCUGGCACGUCCUGUCUUUGUGUACACCCGGCCCACCUACGCCAACUCCCUGCUUCAGCUGACAGAGACUGACUUGGUGUCCACCAUCGGAGAGAGCGUGGCUUUGGGAGCGGCUGGGAUCAUCCUGUGGGGAGAAGCGGUGUAUGCCAGCAACCGAACUAGCUGCUCCGACCUGGAUGCGUAUCUGCGGGGUCCGCUGGGUAAAUACCUCCUCAACGUCUCCACGGCAGCGGAGCUCUGCAGCCAGACCUUGUGCGGUUCUCACGGCCGCUGCCUGCGCAAAAAUCCAGACAGUGAUGUUUACUUGCAUCUGAACCCCCUCACCCACAGUGUCAUCAGUCAGAGUGGCAGACUGACAGUCAGCGGCGAGCUUGGCGAAGCAGAGAAGAUGAGUUUCCAGACGGAGUUUCAAUGUCAGUGCUACAGCGGCUACCAGGGAGAGGGCUGCGACCAGACGGACCCUCUGCACCAAAGAGGGGACGCACCUCGAACCACAGCAUCAACACUGCAAUGGGUGUCCUUACUGGUCCUCUGUCUGCUCCUCCUUUAAUGCACCAUCUAUACUGUGCGUUUGUAUGAUUUUUACAUUUUUUUUGCAAUUGCUGUAAAAUAAGGAUGACACAAGGUGAAAUUUUAUAGGAAACACUGUGGAAAUUGCAAUGUUUUUUUUUGUUGUUUAUAACUUUUAAUCUUUUUUUUUAAACAAUGGAGGCCUAGCUGGAAGUGACAUUGUUUACAUUUUGCUCUCAGUUUCCUGUCAGUCACUGUUUCCCAAAGUGUCAAAUUCCACAUUUGUGACAGUGAGAACAGUUUUAGGGACAAUGUGACGAGUUGGUGUGUGUUGACAGUGGAAUUGAUGCACUUAGAUUUAACAGUAGCACAAUGUAUUUGAAGUGCCUGAUCUUGUUUCACUAUGACCUCUUUAUGACAUCUGAUUUUACGGAGGCAUUUAUAGGAUUACUAUUUAUUUGAAUGUAUUUUAUAGAUGUUUUUAUAUGAAUCUCACAUUUUUAUGUCCAAAACAUGACUACUACUUCUAUAAGGAAUACAAUACUCAACUUUUGCAAAAAAAAUCUCAACUUUGAGCAGCUGUUUGUCUUCAAAAGACCAUUUUACAGUGUUAAAGAGCAUUUCUUACAGCUCCGUUACUCCAUUAUCUUACCACCCCUCUGUGUAUACUGUCCUUGACUUUCAUCAAUGUAAAUAAACUUCCUUGUUACAGAG